This is a messenger RNA of Nilaparvata lugens (brown planthopper), 6680 nucleotides long. RefSeq names its product tolloid-like protein 1. The coding region runs from base 485 to 3970 and encodes 1161 amino acids. The record is from RefSeq and is a predicted model, not a curated record. The transcript is spliced from 19 exons. Gene Ontology annotation, molecular function: calcium ion binding; zinc ion binding; metalloendopeptidase activity. Lineage: Eukaryota; Metazoa; Arthropoda; Insecta; Hemiptera; Delphacidae. Gene Ontology annotation, biological process: proteolysis.
AGUGGUGGUGGCUAGUAGCUCUGGUUAGCGCGCAGCAAGCAAACGUUCUCAGUACGCUGAUAGCGGCUCGGAGUACGCCGCUCAUAACCCCAUAUCUGUCAGCGUUCAAACAGUGAUCAACACGUGACUCUACCAGUGCAUCUCUGAAAGGAUUCAAAGUUCCAUACCAUCUCAAAAUCGCCGUUAAAUCUUUUAAAACAUCUUGAAGUGUUGUGAUGAUCGGAAAAAAUGUGUAUAUCAGUUAUUUAUAGGAUCUGUACAACCUCAAAGUUAUGCAAAGCGUGUUCGUGUACAGAGUACUGUCCUAUCCACUAAUAUAGUUUUCUGAGACUAUAUUGUCACUCUGUGUAAAGUUGACAAAAAAUGUGUUUUCCCAAUGAAUUGUUAGAUAGUUACAAUAAACACGAUCCGUUAGUAUUUGUAAAAUAUUGUGCAUAAACGUAGAAUAUUUUCGGAGUUAAACAGUUGUGUGUAAAUUAGUGUGAUGGAGUUGACGCGAAUUGUGUGUUUACUUUUCACUGUGCUGUGCUGCGAAGGUACGGGUCUGAGUGAUGAGGCUAGGGUCACCGGCAAAACGCGGCAUUCCCCGGCUGCCAGGUUCACUGCCGAUGAACUCAUGUCCAUGGAUUUCCCACAGAAAAUAUCGAACGAUAUUGAUCUCGACCCAUGCAAAUCGAAUUCAUUCAUGGGUGACAUUGCCAUACCAGAUGGACGCUACGAGCUGGAACUUAAUCUUAAGAAAAAGAACAAGACUUACGAAGAAGAAAUGGAGAAAUAUAGGAAAGAGGCCCUACUGGAAGGGCUGCAAGUGGAAGAAGAAGGACUUUUAGGGUUGCAUAAACAGAAACUCCCCAGCAAGCCGCCACCCAAGUCACCCAAGACUUAUAUGACCUCAUCCUCCCCAACCGAAGAGGAGAGACAUGAGAAACAAAAAAUCGAAAAUGAAGAGAGGAUUAAAAAUGAUGGAGUUAGAAAGAAAGAUGUCGGAAAAGUAACAUCGUCUGAUGCAAAACAGAACAGCUCUCGGUGGACGACGGACGCGGCUGCUGUGCAGACGUCGGAAAAGGAGGCCUCGAAACCGGAAGUCGGGGAACAGAGGCACAGCGGAAGACAUAAGCAGAACCGGGGAGUAGGCUCGCCCUCGCACUCUCAGAACAGCAGACGCAGGCGUCAGAGGCAGAGAAACGGAAGGAAAAGACAAAGAAAUAGAUCACGGGAGUCAGCCGAGGGGACGAGAAAGAAGAAAGAAGAUGUUGAGAAGGAAGAGGAGAGAAAAGAGAGGAGGCGUCGUGCGGCGACCGGUCGCAAGGAGCGCAUCUGGGACUACGGUGUGAUUCCCUACGAGAUAGACGGCAACUUUAGCGGGGCGCACAAGGCGCUAUUCAAGCAGGCCAUGCGCCACUGGGAGAACUUCACCUGCGUCAAGUUCAUAGAGCGCAACCAGAACGAGCACACCAACUACAUUGUCUUCACCGAGCGUCCUUGUGGGUGCUGCUCGUUUGUGGGAAAGAGAGGGAAUGGUGCUCAAGCGAUCUCAAUCGGCAAGAACUGUGACAAGUUCGGCAUAGUGGUGCACGAGCUCGGUCACGUGGUGGGAUUUUGGCACGAGCACACACGGCCUGAUCGUGAUCACCACGUCAUGAUUGUACGUGACAACAUCAUGCACGGUCAAGAAUAUAACUUCAACAAACUCACGGAGGAGGAAGUGAAUUCAUUGGGCUUGCCGUAUGAUUAUGACUCUAUCAUGCAUUAUGCUCGAAAUACGUUUUCAAAAGGGACAUUCUUAGACACUAUACAACCUAUAGAUUACACUGGAAGAGGACUCAAGAGAAGACCAGAGAUCGGUCAACGAAUACGACUUAGUGAGGGAGAUAUUGCACAAACCAAUCUUCUGUACAAAUGUGCGAAGUGCGGACGAACAUUCCAAGAGAACUCAGGCUUGAUAACUUCCCCACAGUACACGAAUUCACAUCUACCACACGAGAGUGAUCGCUGUGAAUGGAGGAUCACUGCUACACACGGUGAAAAGGUUGUCUUGAAUGUCACUGAGAUCGAUAUAAAGAAGUCGAAUAAUUGUCGCACGGAUUACUUGGAAAUAAGAGAUGGUUAUUGGCAUAAAUCGCACCUACUAGGAAGGUUCUGUGGCAGCGGAAGAAUAAAUGACUCUAUAAUAUCCACUGGAAGUCGAAUGCUGAUUACUUACGUCACAACCGCUGGAAAUUCAAAUAAAGGAUUCACUGCCAACUAUGAGGCUGUAUGUGGAGGGGAGCUGGAUGUGAGCGAGGGAGGUCACCUGGAGUCGCCUAAUUACCCCGAAGACUAUCACCACAACAAGGAGUGCGUCUGGAGGUUGACUGCGCCCCCCGAUUACCAAGUGGCACUCAAAUUCCAAUCCUUCGAGGUAGAGAACCAUGACAGCUGUGUCUAUGACUAUGUGGAGGUGAGAGAUGGCCACACCUUGGAAUCGCCUCUCAUCGGAAAGUAUUGUGGCUACAAACUUCCUCCUGACAUACAUUCUUCCGGCAACCAAAUGCUUCUGAAAUUUGUGUCUGAUGGAUCUGUGCAGAAGGCUGGAUUUUCUGCUGCUUUCAUGAAAGAAUUUGAUGAAUGCACCUCACUAGACCAUGGAUGUGAGCAUCACUGCAUCAAUACCUUGGGUGGGUAUGAAUGCGCUUGUAAAAUUGGUUACGAGUUGCAUUCAGACAGUAAACACUGUGAAGAUGCUUGCGGCGGAUUGUUUGAAGCCCCGAAUGGAACAAUCACCAGUCCUUCAUUUCCUGAGCUCUAUCCUGGAAACAAGAACUGUGUUUGGGAGAUCAUAGCUCCACCGCAAUACAAAAUAACACUCAACUUCACCCACUUCGACCUUGAAGGAAACAACGUCUACCAGCAAGAAUGUGAAUACGACAGCGUGGAGGUGCACAGCAAAAUGCGUUCGGACGUCCUGCGACGUCACGGCGUCUUCUGUGGAUCGCGGCUGCCUCCGCUUGUGACGUCAGAGAGCAAUGCGCUACGCAUUGAAUUCAGCUCCGAUAAUUCUGUACAGAGGUCUGGCUUUGCAGCUGUUUUUUUCACAGACAUGGACGAGUGUGCGACGAACAACGGCGGCUGCCAGCACGAGUGCCGCAACACGAUCGGGUCGUACAUGUGUUCGUGCCACAAUGGCUUCACACUGCACGACAACGGCCACGACUGCAAGGAGGCCGGAUGCAAGUACGAGUUGACCGCUCCAGUCGGGGUGGUCACCAGUCCCAACUGGCCCGACUACUACCCGAGUCGCAAGGACUGUGUCUGGCACUUCACCACUACACCCGGACACCGCAUCAAAAUGAUAUUCACCGAAUUCGAGAUCGAGCCUCAUCCGGAAUGCGCGUAUGAUCACAUCAUGAUGUACGAUGGAGACUCUCCAGAUGCCCACACACUGGGCAGAUUCUGUGGCUCCAAGAUCCCCCACCCCAUCAUAGCAACUAGCAACCAGAUGUUCAUGGUCUUCAAGUCCGAUGCUUCUGUGCAGAGGAAAGGAUUCGUUGCUACUCACACAACAGCAUGCGGUGGUCACCUGCAGGCUACAGACAGAGUGAAACACUUCUACUCACAUUCGAAAUACGGAGACCACAAUUACGACAACAGAGCCGGCUGCGAUUGGACCAUUGAGGCGGCUCCCGGCAAGAAUGUGCAUCUCACCUUCCUCACAUUCGAACUGGAGGACGAACAGGACUGUGGCUAUGACUAUGUGGAGGUCCACAGCGGCCUCGACUUCAGCGGAGUCUCUUAUGGAAAGUUCUGUGGAAACUCGAAUCCCACGGAAAUAUUCUCAGUGGCUGAAGCACUUCUCGUUAGAUUUGUCACUGACGAUACCAUUGUGAGCAAAGGAUUCUCAGCGUCUUAUGUUGCAGUCAGCUCACAAACCAAUGAAGAGAUUUCGUUUAAACAGCAGGAGAAGGAGGAGGAGGAAGGAGAAGAUUUUUAGAUUUCUUACUUUGAACAACUUCCAUGAUGAGAGAGUAUAUAUUCCAACAGGCUGCAGUCGAAAUGCUACAAUAGAAAACCUAUUAUUAUUGUUAUAGUCUUCGGUAAUCUACAAAUUUCAAACUCAGAUUAAGAUGUGAAUAAUAAUGAAGUCCAAGAAACAACAUUAUUGACAACUUUUCAUCACAAACGCUAAUAGAAUAUUGGGUGUUCAUUAAUUUGUCAUGAAAAUUCAUUUCAAUGUUUUUUCCUGAAAGAAAGAACGGCUUUCUUUCAGUUCAAGUAGGUUCGAAAUAUUUUUUAAAUCGAGCUAGGGGAAAAUAAUAUGUGAAGAAUAUUUGAAUUUCAGGAACAUACCAUUUUUAAUCUUGAGAAAUCUCCAUACUAUUAUAUUAAGUAGGCUAAUGAAAUUGAUUACUUAUCCUAUUGACUCAUGUGAAUUAUAUUAUACUUAUAAUCACUCUCCAGUCUUUAAAAUCGAUAACUUUAGUACUGUAAUUUUACUAUAUGAGUGAUACUCUUUAUCACUGUAUUUUAACAAACAGAUCUUAUACCAAUAGAUAUUUCCAAAGAAAGUUUCAUAACUAUUAUAUAUCAAGGGGUAUUGAUGCUAAUUAUUAUUUAUAAUGAUAAUAAUAAUGUUGAACGAGUCAAAAGUUUUUCUUGAAUAACAUUUUGUAAAUAUUUUUUUCUUUAGAUUUAUCAAUUUUUGUAAUGAAAAAUUCAGGUGCCAUGAAGCAUUUUUAGUUUUUAUUGGUGCUUAAAAUUAAACAUGUUCAACAAAAUUAAUAUAAUGAUUUUUUAUUUUCCUGAUACUGUAUUCAUUUUUCAUAAAUAAUAGGUUGAGUUUAUCAUUUUAAAACUUAUUCUUUUGAAUUAUUUUCUAUGUAACGACAAAUCUUCUGUAUAGAAUAACAACAUCAGAACUAUUCAAUCUCUUCCAGUACAUAUACAGAGUAGGGAGAAUAUAGUUUGCUUAUUUGGAUUUCAUGUCUAGCUUGUUUCAUUUUCAAGAUCUGUGUAUUAUAGGCAAAUAACGUUCAGUGUAUCAAUACAUCAUGUCUUUUUCUAUUGAGUAUCCAAGAAUUAGCGAACAAUAAUCCGUUCUACUCUGUAUAAUCACUGUAAAUUAUUAAAUGAUUAAUUCAUCAGCCUCAAGUUAUAGCAACGAAAAACUGUUUUUUGUGAACAUUACUCUGUGUAAAAUGUUGGGCGUAUCAAUGUUUAUAGAGAAUGGUAGAGAAAAGCCGUGACCUCUCGAAUGUUCAGAUCAAAAUGAUCAUUAGUUAACAGCAAAUCAAUCCAUCAUGAAUACCUCAUCCAUUAUGUUAUAUUUUCAAAUUAAACUAGAAGCAAUUCAACUUAAAUCAAAAUAACUAACUGAAACUAUAAUCUUAUAUGAUUAUUUGACCAGCAGCUUCUAACAAGAAUCAAUGUUGAGUCAAAAUAAAAAGAUGUUAUUAUUUUAUCUAUUAUCAUAAUUUUAUUAGAUAUCUAUGGAGCUAGAAAUUGAAGGUGUACAGUUACAGAGAUUAAAAUAAUUUGCGUAAUCCAUGGAUGAAAUUUUAGACCAAAUCAGCAAAACUUCUAUGAAAAUGGACUGAAGUUUUACUGAGUUCAUACAAUUUUACCUGGUAGCCGGCCAGUCUAGCCGAGACGACUGAUGCCCGAUUACAACAAGCUCAGUCAAGAAAUUUGAAUGUAGUCGAUCCAGUUACAGUUUAUGACGAUGAUAAUGGACAUAUAAUUUCUUUGGCGAUAGUUACUAUCACCACAGACAAGAAGGCUUAAAUCUGUGCUAUUACUAUUGAUAACUCUAGUGCACACUUGUGAAGAGUACCCGGCUUGACCAUGUUCAAAUGUCUCGACUGAGCUUGGUGAAACAGAGCAUUGCACCCUUCAGUCUGCUAGCCUAGCGCUACCUGGUGGUUGGUGGGUUCGAAUCCAGCCCGUAGGCGUGAACAUUUUGAUCAUCACAUUACCCACGUAAAAGGAAGAAUCUCAUGUGGGCACCAUUCGCAAUGCAAAAAAUACUAUAAUUCACCAACAACAAUAACAAGGUACUGGUAGCAAAAACAAAACACUGACAUUAUUUUUUAUUCUCAAUCAUUGCAUUAGUUAUACCUAUUCCAUUACCUAGUUAUAUCUAUUCCUAUACCUAUUCCAUUAGGCGGAAAGUUAUACCCUACAAGCCCAAUAUGCAAUAAUCUGAAAGACUAUUCGACAACACAAUUUUUAUGAGAAUCUCUGAUUCGGAAAUUAUACACUAAAGAUCCAUAAUAUGCAUCAAUGUGAAUGAGUCUUCGACAACACAUAUCGGAAUCUCUUAUUAAAAAUAUUACAUCAUUCUAUCAUUUUAUAUAAAAUAUACUCUAUGCCUGAAUUGAAAUCUAUAGUAUAGAAAGGAAUUUAUACUUCUAACUAUUCACGUUCACAGCUAACUUGCAAAAAGGAUCUAAAUAUUAUUAAUGUUAUGGAUAGAGGAGACAUAAACUGACCGAUCAAGAAUAUAAAGGAAUGAAUGUUCUCUUAGCUCAGUCUCAUGUUAAGUUUCCAUAGCUAGACAUUAUAAAUUAUAAAUUAAUCCUAUUUAUUUACCAUUACAGAUUAGGAGUUUUUCAUGCAUGAUAAUAUAAUACAGUAUUCACUCAAACAUAUUCAGGAAUAGAAUAAAUAAUACAUUUUUGUGAUAUGAAUAUUAUGAACUAUAG